AUGGAGCUCAGUUCGAAACUCAUUGAGUACGGAGCGAAAGAGAAGGCGUGUAUCGAUCGGAAACUCCUCGGCAAGUCCCUCCUUUGGCUGCAUCGCUGGCGGCUUUGGAGAACGGGCAUUUUGCGCUUCCUCAACACGGCGGUUCAAUUCCUCCCUGCCUUGAUCUUGGGGCCCUUGCUCACUGCUAUUAAGCUGGGGGACUACAGUGGUGGGCGGAUUGCAGCCUUCCAACUCUUUGGGGUGCUCUGUUUGAAGACCUUUGUAGAGAACCAAUUCUUCUACCAAACAACCAUGAUGGCCACUCGCGUCCGCUCCAUGCUGCAAGCCGCGAUCUAUGAGAAGAGCUUGCGCUUGCGUGAAUCCGCGGCCAACGUGCCCCCAGUGACCUUGAUGCAGGUGGAUAGUGGGAAAGUCGAGGAGCUCACCUAUUCUCUCCACACCUUGUGGGAUGGAAUCUUCCAAGUGGUUGGAUACUCCGUGCUGCUUUGGUGGUACCUGGGGAUUGCGGGCUUUGCGGGGAUCGUCGUCUUGUUGAUCGGCCUGCCCUUCAAUGCCAGCCUGCAACGUGACCUCAGCAGCCUGAACAAGAAGUGCCUUCAAGCAAGUGAUGCCAGGGUCUCCAAGACCUCCGAGAUCUUGGGAGGAAUCCGCGCCUUGCGGCAGAUGGGCUGGGAGGACAUCUUCGAGCGCCGCGUGCGCGCCCUGCGGGAUGAAGAGCUGGGUGCUCAGCGGCGCCGGGACACGGUGGCGGCCUAUUUGCUCUCGUACUUCAGUGCUUUGCCACCCUUCAUGAUCGCCAUCGUCUUGUUAGUCUACAUUGCUGGAAUGCCGGGCGGCUUCAGUGCGGCGAUGAUUUUCACGGCCCUGUCCUUGUUGAACCAGAUCCGUUUCCCGUUGCUCUUUUACCCCAACGCGCUCAAUGCACUGGCCGAGGGUCGCGCUGCGCUCGCGCGGAUCGCGCAGUUCCUGGCGCUGGAGGAGGCAGCGCCCAUGAGGCCACCCAUGUCCGAGGACAAGGAGCUGCCAUUGCUUUUGAAGCCAGGCCGCUACCCCAUCGGUGCCACUCCGUCCGCGCCCUCGCUGGUGCUCUCGGAGCACUUGAGCGUGGCAGAGGGAGAGCUGGUCGCGGUGAUCGGACCGGUGGGCUCGGGGAAGUCCAGUUUGCUUCGAGCCUUUCUGGGCGAGCUGCCAGGUGACUUGAUGGCGCCACCCAAACAUGUGGCCUAUUGCUCACAGCAGCCUUGGGUACCUGAAGGCCGAAGCCUCUUGGAAGUUGUGGCAGGAGUCUGGGUGGAUGGCGAUGUGACCUUUCCAACCAAAGUGGAUGAGGCAGCCUUCUCCAAGGCACUGGCCGUUGCAGCGGUGGAUUUCGCGGAUGCCGAAGAUGAGGUAAGUGGAACUUCAUUAAGUGGCGGGCAACAAGCCCGCCUUGCAUUGGCCAGGGCAAUGUACAAAGCCCUGGUGCAGGAAGACGUUUGUGCAUGCGUGCUGGAUGAUGUAACAGCUGCCCUGGACCCUCAGGUCACCCUGGAAGUCAUCAACAAUUGCUUGGAUGGUCCCCUGAAGAACUACGCCACGCUGAUCGUGUCCAGCGACCCGGGCGCUUGGCUGCAGCGCUGCCACCGCGUCAUCGAAAUGAAAGCCGUGGACAACGAGCUGCGUGUGGACUUCGUGGGGAGCUACGAGCAGCUGGCGCAGACGGGGCGCGCUCAGGAUCUGGCACCGCAGGUGGAGAAGGAAGACAUGGAUGAGGAGACCUCACAGGAACAACCUAAGAAGCGAAAAGGACUGCAGGUCACCACGGACGAGGAAAGAGCCUUGGGAGCUGUGCCCCUACAGCUCUACAAACAUUAUUUUCGAAGCGCCCGAAGCCCAAUUCUUCUGGGUUCCGCUGUGAUCGCCGUGCUGGCGAGCUACGCUGCGACCAUUGUCCAACAGUGGUUCAUAGGUCUUUGGACUGCAGACACCACCAUGCAACGUGGCCUUGCCUACUACAUGUCGGGGGUGAUCUUCUGGGGUCUCGUGGCCUCUGCUUUGACCUUUGGCCGUGCCCUGCUAAUCGCCGCCUUCUCGCGCCGGGCCUCGCGCGCGGCGCACGAUGAGCUCUGCGACAAGGUCUUGGUGAAGGCUUCCACCAGCCACUUCGACAGGAAUCCUGCGAGCCGUUUGCUGCAGAAUUUCUCCAAAGACUUGGAGCAGAUCGACACCAGUCUGCCUGGCAGCCUGCGUUCGGCCUCCUCCAGCAUCUGCACUUUGGCCGGAGCGAUGUUCACCAUCAUCCUAGCCACGCCUGCCUUUGCAGUGCUGCUUCCUCCCUUGCUAUGGAUCUACAUGAGGUCCCUCCAAUACUACCGCCCCGUGGCCCGCGAGCUCAAGCGCCUAGAGCCCCUGGCGCGCUCGCCGGUCUACGCGGAGCAGUCGGCGGCCGCCAGCGGGGUCACCACCAUCCGCCAGCUGGGCCUGGGGAACGUCAUGGCGGCCAGGGCGCUUCACGCCAUCGAUGGCAACACUGCAGUGUCGUUCGCGGCGAAAGCCGUGGAUCGAUGGUUCUCGCUGCGGAUGGAGCUCCUGGGGAACCUCAUCGUCUUAGCCUCUGCGCUCGUCUGCCUGGCCGCGAGCGGCAGCGGUGCCUGGUCCGAGGCGCGCUCGGCCAUUGCGGUGACACAGGCGCUCUCGGUGUGCGGGCUGCUGAAUUGGACGGUGCGCACGAUCGCGCAGACAGAGACCAGCUUCACCUCUUGGCAGCGGGUGGCGGAUUCUUUGGAAAGUACCGAGCUGGAAGGCCAGCGGAGCUUGCCGGAGGACGCCCAUUUGCCAGCCAAGUGGCCCGUGAGCGGAACGAUCUCCUUUGAGGGAGUCUCCUUCCGCUAUCGAGAGAACCUUCCCUUGGUCCUGCGGAAGCUGCACUUAGAGCUCACUCCUGGGCAGCGCGUGGGCGUGGUGGGCCGCACCGGCAGUGGGAAAUCAACACUGCUGAGGAUCCUACUUCGAACGGUGGAGCCCACCGAGGGCACCGUCACCAUCGACGGGGUGAACAUCCAGCAAGUGGGCCUUGCACGGCUCAGAUCCUCUGUCACGGCCAUUCCGCAGGACAACUUCCUGGUGAGUGGCUCCAUUCGUGAGAACGUGGAUCCACGCAAUGACUACAGCGACGAGGAGGUGCAGCACGCUUUGGAGGCAGCGAGCCUUCAAGGUUGGAACCUCCAUCGACACAUCAAUGCGGCCCGGGACAUCUCCCCGGGGGAGAAGCAGCUCAUCGGUGUGGCACGGGCAGUGCUGCGGAAGAGCCGAGUGGUGGCGCUGGAUGAGGUCACCAGCCGCGUGGACAAGGCCACUGAUCAGAAGGUGCAGACAGCCCUCAAGCGGCUUCCGGAGGGGACAACGUUGUUGGUGGUUUCCCAUCGAUUGGCAACACUGCAGGACUAUGACCUGGUGGUGGUCCUGGGGGAUGGGGAGGUGAUCGAAUUUGGGAAGCCAGAUGAGCUGGAAGCUGAUCCCAAUUCCAAUUUCGCCAGCAUGCUUGCGGCCGAGCGGGGUGGAGAAGUCUUCUAA
Durusdinium trenchii is the source of this 3552-nucleotide messenger RNA. The record is from the annotation of a GenBank genome assembly. NCBI's taxonomy places the organism in Eukaryota, Dinophyceae, Suessiales, Symbiodiniaceae.